AUCGUGCCACCUCGAAGGUAGGCGGCACCAUCUUGGCGAAGAUAUAAUAUCACAUAACGAAGAAGUGCUUCCUACACUCGCAGUCUAUGAUGGAUGAAGACGAUGAUGCCCCUCCGAUACUCGUCAAAGGCGAUGCCACUACCACGGAAGGUGCACUCGCAACAGGAAUGGCAGAUAUGGACAUUCUCAAAGUCCCUAUUACGAUCAUUACAGGCUACCUUGGUGCCGGCAAGACAACUCUACUCAACUACAUUCUCACAGCCCGCCAUGGCAAGAAGAUUGCAGUCAUCCUAAACGAAUUCGGCAACAGUGCCGAUAUCGAAAAGUCUCUCACUAUCAACCAAGGCGACCAGCAGGUCGAAGAAUGGUUGGAGCUCGCAAACGGUUGUAUCUGCUGUUCGGUCAAAGACAGUGGCGUCAACGCUAUUGAAUUGCUAAUGGACCGACGUGGAGCCUUCGAUUAUAUCUUACUCGAGACCACUGGCCUCGCCGAUCCAGGCAACAUCGCUCCGCUGUUCUGGGUAGACGAAGGCUUGGGCAGCACAAUUUACCUGGACGGAAUCGUCACGCUUGUCGACGCCAAAAAUGUACUCCGAUGCCUUGAUCAACCUACCAGCGAAGAGGCUGCACAUGACGAAAACCACGGUGGUCAUGGAGGGCCUCUUCUUUCAACCGCCCAUUUACAGAUCUCUCACGCGGAUGUUCUCGUUAUUAAUAAGACGGAUCUGGUCACCGAAGCUGAGCUCGAGGCUGUCCAGCAGCGUAUAAGCUCUAUUAACGCUCUGGCACAGAUGCGUCUUACGGACCACAGCAAGAUUCCACACCUUGAAGGUGUGGUGCUGGACCUACAUGCGUACGAUCGAGUAGAUGCUGCAAGUCUUGACUUUGCCAGCAAAGGUCACAGCCACCUUGAUUCAACGAUUGGUACCAUAACUCUUACGCUGCCAACAGUAACCGAUAAAAGGCUGCAAAGGCUUGAUGCAUGGCUACGAUCCGUGCUUUGGUCAUCCGUAUUACCUGGUCAUGAUGUUGUCACGAACUGGGAGAUUCAUCGACUCAAAGGGCGCUUAACUAUGUCUGACGGGCAGAUUAAGUUGCUCCAGGGCGUGCGUGAGGUCUUCGAGCUGAUCGAUGGUUCCGACGUGAGCACCAACACCACGCAGCCUGCCGGUGGAACAACUCCUGGCGGCAAAAUCGUCAUAAUUGGCCGCAACCUUAGUGGCGAUACAACUAGAGGCGCAUUUCAGCGCAGUCUCAAUACGGCGGUCAACGAGGAAAUCUGAGAAUCGGCAUACUCAUAAUAGAACGAGCCGCUUCUCAAGAGAAAUGUCUUCUUGGGAAACGUAUCGUAACCGUGUCUGACGGCGGCCUUGUGG
This is a messenger RNA of Baudoinia panamericana UAMH 10762, 1376 nucleotides long. RefSeq lists its product as uncharacterized. The record is from RefSeq and is a predicted model, not a curated record. The transcript has 3 exons. The coding region runs from base 87 to 1283 and encodes 398 amino acids. Gene Ontology annotation, cellular component: cytoplasm. Lineage: Eukaryota; Fungi; Ascomycota; Dothideomycetes; Mycosphaerellales; Teratosphaeriaceae.